GUUAUCUCGUCCGGACAAAAUGAUGAUGACACGGACAAUUAACACCAAUGCCCCAGUCAAGGCUAAUAGCAACCGCGGGGCGUUAAUCGUAAUGGAAGGCUGCGACCGUACUGGCAAGACGACGCAGGCCAAGAUGCUCGUCAAGUCUCUAAACAAGCUGGGAAAACCGACGAUCUUCAUGCGUUUCCCAGAUCGGAACACGCCUAUUGGGGUGAUCAUCGACAAGUACCUCUCAUGUGAGGAGGAAAUGGAUGACCAUGCAAUUCAUCUUUUAUUUUCGGCCAAUAGGUGGGAAUCACUGUCGCAAAUAACAUCGACGAUAGAAGAAGGAAUAAAUAUCAUCAUCGAUCGUUACUCGUUCUCUGGGGUUGCCUAUUCUGCCGCCAAGGAGGGAAUGGCCUUAGACUGGUGCAAGAAGAGUGAUGUUGGAUUACCCAAACCUGACCUAGUGCUAUUCUUUAACCUUACCCCUGAAGUGGCACGAACGAGGGGGCACUGGGGUGAGGAACGCUAUGAGAAGGAAGGUAUCCAAAAGGUUGUCCGGGAAAAUUACAACGAGCUUAUGGACAGUUCUUGGAAGGUCAUCGAUGCCGACAAGACAAUUAAUGACUUACAAGAGGAACUGAAAACCGAAGUCAUUAAGACAAUAGACAUCGCUAAAGAAGAGAAGUUGAAGACGUUGUGGACUUAGAGAAGAUAUCUAGUGAUUGUGACUAUCUGUUUGUGUGUGUCUGUCUCUCUCUCUCAUAAUCGUUCCUUCUUGUUUUAUAGGACAACCUUUACAUGUGUGUAAUAAUAAUAAUAAUUAACGGUUUAUUGAAAGAGCUUGGCAGCCAGAAGGCUGAAAAUAUACAGUUACAUAUUUGGGGAAUGGGUUUCGAAUUACAAAUAAUAUACAAAUA
Homarus americanus (American lobster) is the source of this 902-nucleotide messenger RNA. RefSeq names its product thymidylate kinase-like. Gene Ontology annotation, molecular function: ATP binding; dTMP kinase activity. The record is from RefSeq and is a predicted model, not a curated record. NCBI's taxonomy places the organism in Eukaryota, Metazoa, Arthropoda, Malacostraca, Decapoda, Nephropidae. Gene Ontology annotation, biological process: dTDP biosynthetic process; dUDP biosynthetic process; dTTP biosynthetic process. Gene Ontology annotation, cellular component: cytosol; cytoplasm; mitochondrion.